AUGGACGGUAGCAGCCUCAAAUCCGCGCAGCUCCUGGAGCUGAUGCGCCAGCACCUGGCCACCGACGCCGGCAAGGAGCUCACCAAGAAGGUCGGCCUCGUCUACCAGCUCAACGUCGCCCCCAAGAAGAUCGGCGUUGAUGAGGAGAUCUUCGUGGUCGACCUCAAGAAGGGCGAGGUCACCAAAGGACCGUACCAGGGAAAGCCGGAUGCUACUUUCUCCUUCACGGAUAACGAUUUCCUUGGAAUCGCAACCGGCAAGACGAACCCGCAGAUUGCUUUCAUCCGAGGGGCGAUUAAAAUCAAGGGGAGCAUAAGCGCGGCGCAGAAGUUCACCCCUGACAUCUUCCCCAAGCCCGCUAAGCUGUAG
Molecule: messenger RNA, 369 nt
Organism: Miscanthus lutarioriparius
Lineage: Eukaryota; Viridiplantae; Streptophyta; Magnoliopsida; Poales; Poaceae
Source: the annotation of a GenBank genome assembly